Aphidius gifuensis is the source of this 6772-nucleotide messenger RNA. RefSeq names its product general transcription factor 3C polypeptide 1-like. Bases 211 to 6759 code for a protein of 2182 amino acids. Gene Ontology annotation, biological process: transcription initiation at RNA polymerase III promoter; 5S class rRNA transcription by RNA polymerase III. NCBI's taxonomy places the organism in Eukaryota, Metazoa, Arthropoda, Insecta, Hymenoptera, Braconidae. Gene Ontology annotation, molecular function: DNA binding. The transcript is spliced from 4 exons. The record is from RefSeq and is a predicted model, not a curated record. Gene Ontology annotation, cellular component: transcription factor TFIIIC complex.
AAAAAUUAUUUAUUUAUUGAAUAUUUUUUUUUUGUUUGUUAAUUAUUAAAUAAUAUUUUAACAAGUGCAUGUGUAUUUAAAAUGAUUGAGCUGAUAUACCUAUAGGUUAUGUUAAUUGUAAACAUUAUUAUUAAACUAUUGACUAGUUGAAAAAAUAAUAAUAAUAUUAAUUUAUAAUAAUUAUUUGUUAAUAAAUAAUAAUUAAACAAAAUGCAAAUUUCAACUGAUAAUAUGAUUUAUUCACCGUCAAUGAACCUGGUGGACAUUGUCGUUGAUGAAAUUGCACUUGAAGGUAUGGAUGGUAUAACAUUAGAGGCAUUAUGGUCAAGAUUAUCAAUAAGACUUGAUUGUAAAUUACCAUUGAGUGAAUUUUUUAUGGAACAAAUAUGGAAAAUAUGUUUAUCAGUAAAAGAUUUAAAAUUUUAUGAGCUACAAAAUGAAAGAGAUAAACUUGUAAUAUUUGAUCGUUAUAAAUAUGUUGAUGAAGAUUUAGGUACAAUACAAGAACCAGAUGAUGUACCAGAUGAUAUUUAUUUACAUUGUCCAAUUGAUGAUGUUACAAAUGGCCAAAAAGGUUCAUGUAUGGAUUAUGAUAAACGUAAAUUAAUUGAUAAUAUUAAAAACAUACAAUUAAAUAAUGCAUUAAAUGAUUAUGGUAAUAAAUUAAUAAUUGUUGCAUCACAAAAUUUACGUGAAAAUGCAUUAAUGGGUGAUUGUGUUUGUCCAACAAUUGAUUUAAAUAUAAAACAAUAUUGUUUUUUAGAAAGAAUUGGAAGAUCACGUUAUCAUGGUGAAGUUACACAAGGUAAAAGAAGUCUAGUAAUAUUAGGUGAAGAACCAAAAACAUUAUUUUAUCAUAGAAAAGUAUUAACAAAAUAUAAAUUAAUAACAAAACAAUUACAUCAUCAAAAAUCAUCAACACAUAGUACACCUGGUUCAUUGCUACAUUUAAUACGUUUUUAUGUUGAAAGAAAACCAAAAAUGAUAUAUCUUGCUGAAAAAAUUGUUGAUAUAUUAAAAAAUAGUAAUAAUUAUAUGAUUGAUAUGCAAGAAUUAAAAACACAAUUACAAAUGCAUAAUUCAAUACGUAAAUUAAUGAAAAUGUCAUUUUUUCGAAAAGUUGUUACAACAAUAAAUGAACGAUAUAGAAAUAUAUAUCCAAAUGCUAAAGAAAUUGAAUGGAAAAGAAAAGGUUGUGAUAAAGAAAAAUAUAUAUAUGCAUUUAAAUUAAUUGAUCCUAAUGUUGAUAUUAAUGAUUUAUGGUAUGACAAUGAUACAUAUGAAGAUGAUGAAUAUUAUGAACUUGAUAUAUCAUCACAGUGUAUUAAUCAGCCAUUAUUAACACAAGCAAAUUUAGCUGUUGAAUCAACAACUUGUAAUGGUAUUAGUCAAACUGAUUUAUCAAAAAAAAUGGGAUUAACAAGACUUGUAUCAAGAACAAUGUUUAGAAAUUUAGAAAAAAUUGGUCUUGUUGGUACGUAUAUUGAUGAUAUUGGUAGACAAAAAACAACUAAAUAUUUAUCACGUAAAUAUGAAAAAAAUAGUGAAUUAAGUAAACAAUUAUUAGUUGAAAGAAAUAAAAUGUUGGAAUAUAAAAAAAUAUCAAUGGCAUUUAAUAAUAAUGAUGAUACAACAACAGCAAUAAUUAUUGAUAAUACUCAAAAUAUUGAAGAUAAUAAUGUAAUUGAAAUUGAUAAUACAACAACAACAGCAACAACAACAUCAACAACAAAUGAAUCAAAUAAUGUAAAUUUAAUAAAACGUCAUAAUUUAUUUUUAAAUGUAAAUAAAAUAUUGAAAAAAUAUAAAUUAAAUAAUUACAUGAAAAAUUAUAAAAUAACAUAUGAAAAUUUAAUUGAAAAAAAUAAUAAUGAUGAAUUAUUAAUGAAAAAAAAUGAUAAUUUUAAUAUUUCUAUUGAAGAAAAUAUAUUAUUAUCAAAUAUAAAUAGUAAUUAUAGAUAUUUUAAAAAAUUUAUAAAUGAAAAAAAUAAUAUUAAAAAAAGAACAAUAUCAACUAAAAAAAUAACACGUAAAAAUAUAAUAUUAGAAACAUUAGAAAAAUGUAAAAUAAUUGAUACAUUUAAAAUGUUAAAUGUUAUUAAUGAUAAAGAGCCAGGAACAUCAACGAGAAUUGAUAAAAAAUCAUUAUUUCGUUUACUUGAUGAAAUGCAACAUGACAAAUUAAUUAAAAAUAUAAAGCUAACAUUAACAUCAAUUGAUAAUAGUAAAAUAAAAUUAAGAUUAUUAAUAUGUCAUGUUAGUGUUAAUAUUAAUGAUCAAUUAUUUCAAUCAAUAAUUGAUGAUGCACAAUUAAAAUUUACUCAUCCAGUAACAUGUAGUAAAAAACUACGUAAUAAUAAAUUAUGUCGACCAAAAUUAACAAUUAAAAAAACAACUAAAAUACGUAAAAAGUUAAAUGAAAAAAUUGCAUUAAAGCAAAAAAUUAUUGAGCCAUCAAAAAUAGCUACUGUUGCUACUGCUGCACCAUCAAGCAUGAUACCAAAUCCACGUGCUGGAUAUAAAUAUGGUAGAAAACCAAAAUUUGCUCGUAUGAAAGUAUUACAUUUAUUUUUAUAUUAUCGUAUUUUUGAGCAUAAUAAUAUGAGCACAAAUAAAAAUAUAACACGUGAAGAAAAAUUAAAUAUAUUAUCACAAUGUAAUAGUAAAAUAAAUAUAACAAAUAACAUGAUUGAUGAAAUGCCAGAAAUAUAUAAUACAGAUGGUGAUUGGAAAAUGUUUAUACCACCAUUAUCAUGUAAAAAAAAUUCACCAAUUGGUUGGAUAUCAAUGACUGAUAUAAUUUAUCAUAUGCCAUUAUCAUUGUGUUUAAAUAUUUAUAAUAUGCGUUAUGUUAUACCAGAUCUUGAUGAUUAUUUUAAUCAUCCAAUACGUAAAAAUUAUUUAAUAAAAGAUUUACCAUUACCAAUUAGAAGAGCACUUAUGAUUGAUAAAAAAUAUAUAACAGCAUUACAUGAAACAAUACAAUUACUUUGUUUCAUUGGUCUUGUACAAUUUGGUCCACAUCAUUAUAAAAAAAAAGAUGAAGUUGAAAUAUAUGUUAAUCGUAAAAGUCAAUUAAUGAAUACAAUUGAAACAUCACCAAAUUAUUAUCAAAUUGAUAAAAAUAAAAAUUAUCCAAUUGAAAAUUAUACAUUUGAUACAAUGCAAAUUGUUGAAGAAUAUUGGCAUCGUAUGCAUUUUAUAUGUAUCAAUACACCACUUGGUAGUAGAUUAAAUGAUGAAGGUAAAGAAAUUGUAUUUGAAGAAUUAAAUAAAAAAAAUAAUAUGAUUGAAUUACUUAAACCAAUUAUAUAUAAAGAUGCUGAAGUAAAAGAUAAUGGUAUAAUGCCUGGUGAUAAACUUGGUGCAUCUGGUAUUGAUUCAGCAUUUUUUUCACAUUUAAAAAGAAAUUGGGAUAUUGGUUUUGUUAAUCAAAAUAAUAAUUUAACAAAUAAUGAUGAUACAUGCUAUGAAAGAAAACGUUAUUUAUCAAAUAUUAAAGUUAAACCAAUUAAAUUUAUUGACUUGAGUGGUAUUAAAAAAAUAUCUGGACCAACAAAUUUAACUGCAAAUGAACUAAAAGAUGAAACAAAAAAGAAAAACACAAAUAAUAAUAAUAAUAAUAAAAAUGAUAAAAUAAAUAUUAAUAUUAUUGAAGAACAAUUGAAAGAUGAAUUUUUAAAUAAUAGUAAUAAUAAUUUAAAUAAAGAAAAAAGAAAUUGUACAUAUGUUAGAAAAAUAUUACCACGUAGAAAUAAAAAAAAACGACGUGUUAAAUAUGAUGAUAUUGAUAAUAGUGCAUUACAAAAAAUGAAUAAAUUACGUGUUGAUUGGAGUAGUCGUGAAGAUAAUAUAUUAUUAGUAUGUAAAGUUGUUAUGAUGUUUUUAUGUCCAAAUCCAAGAAGACAAAUAAUAACAUUUACUCUUGUACGUGAUGUUCUACGUUUAUAUUCAUCUAAAAAAUCACAAAAUAAAACAUCACGUGCAUGUCAACGUAGAUUAUUAUUUAUGCUUAAACAACCACGUACUGUACAUAGUGUAUCACUUGGUGUUGAAGAAUUAAAACAAAAUCAUUUUAUUACAAGUAAAUAUGGUGAUGUUAUAACAAAAAUUAAAAAAAUUAUAAAUAUUGAUGAAAGAGAUGAAAAAUGUGCUGAAAUAUUUAAAGAACUUGUUGCAUAUGUUGCUAAAAAAUAUUAUGAUAUAUCACAUAAAAAAAUUAAAAAUAAUUUACAUAAUAUAAAUACAAUACAAGAAUUUAAUUUACUAUAUGAAAUAUGUGAUUCAUCACAAAAAAUACAAAAUAUACGUAAUCAACAAUAUGAUAUUAAAAGUUUACAUGAUAUUUAUUUAUCAACAUUAAAUUCAGUUAUUUAUAGUUCAAUGAAUUGUGAAAAUCAUACAUCAUGGGCAUAUCAAUUAUGUAAAAUAUAUAAACAAUAUCCAGAAUAUUUAUUACGUAAUGCCAUAACAAAAAUAAGAACACAACAAAUGAUAUCAGUUAAAAAAACAUAUGAAACAAUUGUUAAAAAACGUGGUAAUUUUAUGCCAUUAAGUAGUAAUCAAUAUCAAUUUAGUAUUGCAUAUAAUUAUAAAUUUUAUAUGAAACUACCAGAUUAUAUAUUUAAUGAUGUAUUUAGCUUUUUUAAAAAUAUUAUUAAUUCAUAUAAAACAAUGACAAAUAAUAAUUCUAUAAAUGAUGGUGUAUUAAUUAAUUCAUCAACAAAUAGUGGUAUGGUUUUUAGUAUUUAUGAAUCAUUAUUAAAUAAUUUAAUUAAUUUUAAUAUUAAUAUACCAGAUCAUAUUAUAACACUUGAUCCAAAUUGUAGUGAAUAUGAUGAUGAAACAUUUGCUAGAAUAUCUAAAAGAUAUCAAGAUAUAUUAGCCAGUUUAGAACAGCUCAAAUUUGAACGUAAUACAAAUACUAAUAAUGAUAAUAAUGAUGCUGAUAUUAUGGAAAUUGAAAAUGAUAAUAGUAAUAAUAAUGAAAAAGUUAAAAAUGAUAAUGAAAUUGAUUCAAAUACAGAUAAACAAAAAACAAAUAAAAAAUCUGUUAAUACAAAAGCUUCAUCUUGGACAGUUGCUCAUCUUAAAUCAUUAUUAUUUGAUGAAACUAUAAAUAGCCAAAUUGAUAAUAAUAGUACAGUAAAUAAUGAAAGAAAAUAUGAUAAUUUUUUAAAUGAUAAAACAAUGGAUAUUGAAUAUUUACGUCUUCAAGAUGGUACUGUUAUUGAAAUAACAAAAGAUGAUGUUAAAAAUGAAAAAUCAUUACUACUUGAUGAUGAUAUGUAUGAUAUAUUUUUAAAUGCACGUGAAAAAGAUGAUUAUAAAGAAUGUUAUAAUGAUCGUAUGGCUAUUGAUAGACUAAUGGCUAUUGUUGAUGAGCCAGAAACAAUGGAAAUUGAGACAUCAAAUCAACAGGUUGAAGAAAAUAUACAAACAAAUUUAUCUGAUAAUCAAAUUUCACAAAAACAAACAGAAACAAUUGAUAUAAACAAUGAUGAUAGCAUUAAAAAUAAUAAUAUAAAUAUUAAUAAAAAUAGUGAAAUAAUAAAUAAUAAAAAUAAUGAUACAAAUGAUGACAAUAAAAAAAAAUAUACAAGAAUUGCAUUAUUAAAAAUGAGAGAAGAAUUAACUGAUUUACCAAAUAAUAAUUAUGCUCAUGAUUAUUUUCAUGUAAAUGCAUUUGAUAUUUAUUAUAAAUUACCUCAACUUGAUAAUGAAUUGUUGAAUAAUUCUGAAUUAAUAAUUGAUAAUAAAUUAACUAGUAAGUUAUUAAUGUUUGAUGAUAAUAAUGAUAAAAUAAUUACGUCUGAUUUUAAUGAUAAUAUAUUAUAUCCAACUGAUCCAAUUGACAUUGAUGAAAUUAAAAAUUUAAUUAUUGAUAAAUAUGACAUUGAUGAAAAUAAUAUUAAUGAUAUAAUAAAUUUUGUUGAAAAUAAACAUGAACAAGGUGCAACAUUAAAACAGCUAACAAUUAAUUAUUAUAAAUUAAUUGGUAAUAAAUUGUAUAAAAUAUUAUUAUUUUUAUGUAAAAAAAAAUUAUUUUUACGUACUGGUGUUACUGUAACACGUUAUAUACAUAAAAAAUAUACUGAUCCUUGGAUUAUUAAAUCAGUUAGAAUAAAACGUUUACAAAGAGAAAAUUUACCACCAAUUCCACAAUCAUCAAUUUAUCUAUUUUCAAAUAGCAAAUUAAAUAAAGAUGAUCCAACAAUAAAUCAAGAUAAAAUGGAAAUUGAUAAUGAACAAUCAACAUCAUCUAAAAGUAAUACAUAUAAUACAGCUGAUGAAAAAAAAACUAUCAUGAAAAUUGGAGAUGUUGAAAAAGCAGUACAAACAUUAGAUUCAAACACCACAGAAAAUGUCAAUGUUAUUAUAAGACCAUGGAUUAAAGUUGAUGGACAAAUUAAUAAUAGUGUAUUUGAAAAAAUGCUUGGAUCUGUAUUGUCAUAUUGUUCAAUGAAUCCUGGUGUUUAUAUGACUAAAGUACAAGAUAAAUUUUCACCAGCUUUACAAUAUUAUCAUACUAGAGAACUCAUUGAGUUUUUGGUUAAAUUAAAUUGUUUAAAAUUGACAAUAUUGAAGAAAGAAGCUUCGACAUUAUUUUCAAAGUCGGAAUUUUCACGUCUCAAAUAUCCUUUGGAAAAUGAUGGUUCAUCUGAAUUUGAAGCUGAUAUUAUAAUUGAUACAACAAUUUGUUCAAUAAUAAAAUUUUCAUCAUUUUUACGUGAAAACAAGAGUCAAUUACAAUUAUAAAUAACAAAUAUAU